This is a messenger RNA of Fundulus heteroclitus (mummichog), 2381 nucleotides long. RefSeq lists its product as uncharacterized. The coding region runs from base 857 to 1693 and encodes 278 amino acids. The transcript is spliced from 9 exons. The record is from RefSeq and is a predicted model, not a curated record. NCBI's taxonomy places the organism in Eukaryota, Metazoa, Chordata, Actinopteri, Cyprinodontiformes, Fundulidae.
UCUGGGAUGUGUCGAGGAGGAUAGAGGAAGGAUGACGGCAGUAAGGGUUGAUGGAGCCUCAGCGAUGCUCUGGAGCUGUUUCUGGCAGCCAGAACUGGAUGGGCAGUGACAAAUCAGGAAGAAAAUAUCAUACUCUCUUUGAGGAAGCUGAAGUUUAUGGGUGACUAAACCUUCAUAGAAAACAACCAUCCCAAAGUUUGAUGUGUCAGAGUUCAUUGAAGCUUGGUUUAAUCAAAAGUCAGAAGGUACUAGAGUGACAAUCACUGCUGCCUGAAUCUAGCUCUGUUGGGAAUUCCGUGGGAUUGGAAAAAAAGUGGUUGUAACUUGACAAAUCAGGAAACUUAUUAAAGGUCUUUAGCCACAUGAGGAGGACUAAAACUCCUAAGGUACUCUGUCAGAAACCUGAGUCUGGCUAUGAAUCAUGUUUGCUGCAGGGGAGGCAAAUGGGGCUCUACUAAGUAGUAAAGAUGCUUGUCAUGAAGGGGUUUAAUGAUAUCAAGACUACAGUAACAUUAACAUUAAAAAGUGCAUUUUGGGUUUAAUUGUAAUAUUGCUGAACUAAUUAUUAAGUCCUUCUUGCUUGAACAUUUUGCCAACAAAUCUAAUCUGCAGCCGUGAUUAGACAGUUAUGAUUUGCAACCGUAGAGCUAAUUUAUUGACUCACGCGUGAAGGCAAAAUAUUAUUCCUCACCAAGCAGGACGUUGGUCAGUGAGAAUGGAGAAGUGAGUGAGUAAUGAGUCUAAAACAAUGACACUGUGAGCCUGAGCGAGGAGGAAGUGACACCACGCAAACCAGGUAAAUGUAACGACACACAGCAGUGGCCACAGUGUGAAGUUGUCGUCUGUCACGGAUGAAAUGUCUGUCGACGGGACUAAGCUGCUGUUCGAGGGCUUUCUGCAGAAAAGGAAGGACACUUUGAAGAUUCGAUGGGUGACCUACUGGUUCAGGCUUCAAAACACUACCUUGUUCUUUUAUACCAAGAAAAACGGCAGCGCCUCACAUUUGAGAGGCUAUUACUACAUUUACACAGUCCAGUCGGUGCGGGAGGUGCAGAGACCUGACAAGAAGAGCUUUUUGUUUGAAAUCGUCAUGACGAACGGAAAGAGAAAGAUGUUGGCAGCAGAGACAGCCGCCCUCAGAAAGGAGUGGGUUGGACACCUUUGGCAGGCCAUGCAGUUCUCGUCUUCUGGACUUUUUGACCCCGGAGACAUGGACGGUGUCAUCUUUGAUCCUCGAGCGAGGGCGAACAGCGGCAUCUCCCUGUGCAGCGACAGCGUGAUGGAGGUGCAGCCGGCUCGACCUCUCUCCACCUCGUCGGAGCACAUCUACUCAGAGCCCGGGAUCCUCGCUCCGUCCGUCUGUCGGCCCGCGGACCAGGAGGACAGCGAGGACGACGACGCGACCUACCAGAACCCGCGGAGACAACUCCACUGCAGCAAUCCCUCUGAGGAUCCUGAUUGCUCUGAAGAACAAAGACAAGAUGGCCUCUACGAUGUCUUACCAGCCAGGAAAACCAUAUGUGAAGCCCCUUCAACGCAAACGCAUGAUGCCGUGUAUGACUUCCCUUCGUCUUACAUGAGACCUACUGAACAACAAGAUGCAGUCUACGACGUGCCGUCCCAUCUGUUGAGGAAGAAGAGCGAUCCCACUGAAGACGAGCAGUCAGAGGAGGGAACCUACUGGAGGAUAUGAAGAGAAGCUGGAGGAGGACGGACACGUCUAACUUUGUGGAUCAGAACUAGAGCCGUGCAAUAGUAGCCUAAUGGUCGUUGCAGUACUAAUGGCAGCAGUAUAGCAAUUGCAAAAAACAAAAAAAACAAACAAAAAACAACAACGGUUUGAUGCAAUAUUCAGUAGGUGGUUAUAUUUUAAGGGCUCUGCAUGCCAAGAUUAGCUUUUAAAGUUUAAGUGAAGCUCACUGGUUAUGACUGGGAAGAAUUAUAGGAUUGAGGAAAAUGUGGGUUAGUCAUAAUCCAUAUUAUCAUAGCAAUAUUCAAGAUUACCAUCAUAGCUUCAUUCUACCCCCCCUUGUGCACACAUAUUGCUCUUUUAGAGAGAACUACAGCUGCGGUAAAAAUAAUAAUGAUUUGGGCGGGAACACAGAUGUGUUUUCAGAUUGUGUUUUUUUCUUCUUCUUCUUCUUUUUUUUUUUUUUUUUUUGCUUCUGUAGUGUACCGAAGAAUAUUUAAAUACAUUUCAUAUGUUCUCAGGGUUUGGGAUAGGGAGAAUGUCUCGAUAACGAUUGCUCCGGUCUUGCCGUAACCCUCGCUGCUCUCCAUGCACCGGAGAGAAGUGAGAAACGGUGAAUCAGUAACUGCAGCAGGUGAUUGUCUACUUAAUCAUAUUUAUGUAUGAAAAUAAAAUCAGCCUUUUAAAAUAA